AUGAGCCGACUUCCCCCAAGCAUGUGGUGUGAUCGUCCGAUUGGUUAUAACUCAUCUUAUCCAUUAAGAUGUUGGGUGCUUCUGUCUGAUUGGUCAGCUCUUGAUCCAAUCCGUUUCUCAUCUUCCUACACUUGCUUCUCAUCCACUCCUGAAGCUUCUCUCUCUCUCAGUGCUGGGUGUCUCUCCAUGAUAGAAUUAGGUAUUCUUGGAGUUUAUCCACGCCCUCUCUCCUCUUUAGCAGCUGGUGUCGUUGUCCAAUUGGCUUAG
This is a messenger RNA of Microthlaspi erraticum, 267 nucleotides long. NCBI's taxonomy places the organism in Eukaryota, Viridiplantae, Streptophyta, Magnoliopsida, Brassicales, Brassicaceae. The record is from the annotation of a GenBank genome assembly.